AAACACACACAUAUAAAGGAGUAGGAACGGACAGAGGACUGGAAAACGAAGAGCAAUCCAACCAUUCACUUUCUUCAAUUUUCUUUUCCUUGUUCUCAUUCUUAGAACCCAUGACUUUUGCCAAAAUAAAUUUGGGAUUUAUUUUCAAAACUCAUGAUUUGCCUUAAAUUUUGCUCAUAUUUUGGCCAAAUCCCAAAUCACAAAAUCAACUAUUGAGCUGAUUUUGGGCUAAAAUAUGACAGUUACAGUUUUUAAAAUUCUAAAUAUUACCCCAAACUUUUAUAUUUUAUAAAAGAGCCCACAUUUAGUACGCCCAACUAAAUCAUAUGGGCUCACUUGCCUCUCAUUAAACUCACGCAUCUGCUUUUUGCUCUAUAAACGGAAGAGAACUCCACAUCAAAUUCUCUAUGCCAAUCAAUUGCAAUCCACAACAAAUAAGAAAUUUGAAGUUGUGUUUGGUUGAAAUUGGGGUCUUGGGUUGGAUGGAAAAGUUACUCUUUUCAGCCCAGAUGCUUAUGACGUUAUGCACUUUGGAUUUUUGGAAGCAGGCACAACUCAAAAAAUAAUUUCUUUCCCUUUUGUAUAGCAUCUUUAUGCUUUAUUUUUUUGUAUCAUUCGACUGAUGCAGCUAAUGUUUUGGCCUUGCUUUUAAAGUUUUGUAAUGCUCAUAAUACCUGAAGCUGGUUUUGAGAUUUCCGACGAGAAUUUUGUGACUCUGCCUCUACCGGUUAAUAGGAAACGAAAAAGAAUAAAUAAACCGCGUGGUUCAAUUGAUAAACCACGUGGUGCUGCUGCUGAUAAAUGGACAGAUGAUGAAACGUCAAUCCUCAUAAAUGUCCUACAUGAUGAUGCGAGGAAGCACGGGUUUAGUGGUUCUACCCUCAGUGGUCCACGUUGGACAGAAAUUAACGAUGAGUUUUUGAUGAAAAUUAGAAAUGUGGAUAGGUUUGACGAUGAGCAAAUUAAGUCCAAGGUUGGAAGAUUAAAGAGAGAGACAAAAACCUUCAAGGAGCUCCUUAAUUCUUGCUCCGGGUACGGAUGGGACCCUAUAACUAACACAGUUACUUGUCCAUCUGACACUUGGGCGAAUCAUGUGAAUCAAAAGAAAGAGAAGAAUGUUUAUAUUUCCAAGUACAGAUACCAAGGGCUUAAAGAUUUUGACUUACUGGAUGAGAUAUUUGGGAAUUCAUUUGCCACGGAAAACCAUGUUAUGUACAGUACAAAUCCUAAUUUUUCAGGAAUAUGGUUUGUGAUAAUGAUAAUGAAUGUUAUUGAUGAAGGUUCUGUAUAUACAAGAUAUCAAGUUUGUUUGUUUGGUACUGUUGGGUAUUUUUGAUAAUUUUUAGAAC
Messenger RNA from Nicotiana tabacum (common tobacco), 1349 nucleotides. The record is from RefSeq and is a predicted model, not a curated record. Lineage: Eukaryota; Viridiplantae; Streptophyta; Magnoliopsida; Solanales; Solanaceae.